Molecule: messenger RNA, 1539 nt
Organism: Rubroshorea leprosula
Lineage: Eukaryota; Viridiplantae; Streptophyta; Magnoliopsida; Malvales; Dipterocarpaceae
Source: the annotation of a GenBank genome assembly
AUACUUUGAAACAAGUUAACUUCCUAUUUUUGACACAAAUCUGGUUUCUUCUGUUAGCCGAAAUUCAUGAAUAAACUUGUCAGGGUUUGUUCUUCCCUCUGUGACAAAGCCACUAUUUCUAGCUCUAUACUUGCGACGGAAGGUUGUACUAAUUAACAUUUGUCUCUCACCCAUUCUCUCCUCUAAAUCAACUUCUUUUCAUUUUGUUCUAGUUUCAGCUUUUGUUUGGAAGGGGAGAAAAUAUGGAUAAGAAAAAGAAAUUUUUGAUGAACAGGUAUGAGAUGGGGCGGAUGCUAGGGCAAGGGACCUUUGCCAAGGUUUACUUUGCACGAAGCUUGGAGAAUGGGCAAAGCUUUGCUAUCAAGAUCAUUGACAAAGAGGUGGUGACAAGAGUGGGUCUCAUUGAUCAAAUUAAGCGAGAAAUUUCUGUGAUGCAUCUCGUCAAGCACCCUAACGUCGUUGGCCUCCAUGAAGUGAUGGCAAGCAAGACCAAGAUAUGCUUCGUCAUGGAGUACGUUGAAGGUGGUGAGCUUUUCAACAAAAUCGCCAAAGGGCGGCUCAAGGAGGAUGCCGCCCGGACUUAUUUCCAGCAAUUGAUUACCGCCGUGGAUUACUGCCACAGCCGUGGGGUAUACCAUCGUGGUCUAAAGCCCGAGCAUUUAUUGCUUGACGAAAGGGGGAAUCUGAAGGUUUCCGAUUUUGGGUUGAGUGCAUUGGGGGAAUCGAGGAGGCAAGACGGCCUUCUUCACACAACGUGUGGAACACCGGCCUAUGUUGCGCCCGAAGUCAUCAACAAGAAAGGCUACGACGGCCCCAAAGCGGAUAUAUGGUCUUGUGGGGUGAUUCUGGAGAGUUCAAAUGUCAGCAAGGGAGAGUUCAAAUGUCCGCAAUGGUUCCCAUCGGAAGUCCGAAAGCUUCUCUUCCGCAUCCUCGACCCAAAUCCGAACACGAGAAUCACGGUGGCGAAACUCAUGGAUAAUUUCUGGUUCAAAAAAGGGUUUAAACAUCUCGAGAUCCCACCGUCACCUCAGGAGUUUCGCCUGAACGAAUUGAUCAGCGACGUCCACGCCGCCUUCGAUUCCUCCGAUUCCAGAGACAAUUCAAUGAAAAACCCAAUAACCUCAUCAAGAAACCCUCUCAGGCCAACCAAUUUCACCGCUUUCGAUAUCAUAUCCCUUUCCCACGGAUUCGAUCUAUCGGGUUUGUUCGGAGACAUGGAUAAGAGAAUGGAGGCGAGAUUCAUGACCCAGAAACCGGCGUCGGACAUUGUAUCGAAAUUCGAAGAAAUCGCCCAUACGAAGAGUUUCAGGUGCGAGAAGAAAGACGGGAAGGUGAAGCUGGAGGAUAGCAAGCAAGGAAGGAAAGGGCAUCUGGUGAUAGAUGCAGAGAUUUGCGAAGUAACACCAUCCUUUUACGUGGUGGAGCUGCAGAAGACUGUUAGAGAUACAUUGGAGAAUAGGAUAUUCUGUAACAGGAGUUGAAGCCUUCUCUGCAGGAUAUAGUAUGGACUUGGCAAGGAAAUGAAUAGGUGCAAAAUAU